AUGGUAUAUCCCGCAAAGCGUUAAAAAGAAGGGGCGAGGCGCAGAAGAGGACUUUCAGAUUCCUUCAGGGAGGAGAAGAAGAAGAGGCUGAAGGGGCUGUUUUUCCUCUGGCGUGAGGAUAAAAGGUGUCAGGAAUGGGCGAUGGAAGCGGUUAAUUCCUAGGCAGGGAACCAGAGGAGUAGUCAAAUGUGGACAGUAUUCAUAUGACCAAAGAUGGCAUCCUAUUUAGCACAAGAAGUUCAGCUUGCUAAAAGACAUGAAGAAAUACUGUCUCAGAGAUCAGUGUUGCUUCAGCAGAUGGAGAAUCAUCUAGGAGACAGAGAGGCUGAGAAGACAUGGCAAAUGCAAGAAGCUGAUUCUGCUCAUAAAAGAAAUGUAGUACUUUUAAAUGAUAUAGAAGCAGCAGGAAAAAAACUACAAGCAAGAGAGCACUUACUUCCACACCCUAAUACUGUUAAUCUUGAGACUCUUUACUGGGCGAAAAUAGAAGAAUCCAUUCCCAAGUGGGAGCCGUUUUUUCUAGGAAGAACUCAAGCUCCUGUUGGUGUUAGAAAAGUCAAGCAACAAAGCAGAACAUAAGACCCCCCAAAAGGAUUGGCUCCAGGAUAAACAGGGAACAAAAACCUUAGUUCAUUGUUAGGGAUGUAUUGAAGCUUCCAAACACUGGAACAUUAAGUUGCAAUGUAAUAAUGCUUUUAUGUAAGCACCAUCAGUUUUAAAUCUAAAUGAAGAAUUCUUCAUAAAGACAAGUGUUUAGAGGCAAUGAAUCAGAGUAUCAUGUUACAACUGGGGAGAUCCAGGUUCAAAUCCUCACCCACAUACAAGUUUUCUAGGUGACCCUGGACCAGUCACACAUUCAGUACUUCACAUGGUCAUUGUGAGGAUAAAAGAAAGAAAGGGAGAACUGUGUAUGUCAUCCUGAGCUCCUUGGAGCAAGGCUGGUAGAUGGCCUCUACGAGAAAAUAUCAAACACGGAUGGCACACUGCAAUAUAGAAACUGACCUGUUAAACUGAAUGUUCCAAAUAAGAAGGAAUGCUAUGUAUUUCUCAUCCUUCUCUCACAGAGGAAUGUCUUUUGCCAAUACAAGUGGAAUCAGAUUUAUCUGCCUGGUUGUUUGCAUCAUGAAAAGAAUUGCCUUGGUGCGUAUAUCAUUUAUACCACAUUCAGGAGCUGAAUGAAGCCGGAAGCUGAAUGACAUAGCUGAACUAGAAAAGCAUUGUAUUUGCACGUUCCCUUGUAAGUUGACCAUGACCCCUCUUUCCCAGUCAUUUAUAUAAUAAUAGAGUUAUGAUUAUAAUUAAAGGGUCAAGAUCUGUACUCCAUUUACACUUAAUCUCGAUACAGACUUUUGUACUGUGAAGCAAACAUCUUGGAAUCACAAGUGGUAGCAGGUGGGAGUUGUGGAGGUUGUCAGAGUUAAGGUGCAAAGGAAGGAAUGGGUUUCAUUUUCAUAGUAGAUUAGAGGCUUAAUAGGUUGUUAUGCUGUUGAACAAUGGAAUCAUAUGCAUGGCCAAAUGACACUGCUGUUGACUCAGUUGCACCAGUGGUACUUCAGAGGUUUUACAUGUACGUUUGAAGAAUAGUAAAUUAGGACAGGGACUUAUAACUCUGCCUGGGGUAUAGUGACCUUCACCCACUGCAGACAUACUCCAAUACUGUCAGUGGCAUGGCAUCAGUAGUAAUUCAGCUGUGUUCAUUUGUUAUGUGGUGCUGUUCUUUUAACACCAGUAGCAUGUGAACAUGCUGUGCUCUCUUGUACUGCUGUAAUAGCUAUGAUUUGUUGCAAGACAGCUCAGGUUUUAUCUCAUCUAAAGAAGAGGUAAAAUAAAAAUGC
This is a messenger RNA of Eublepharis macularius, 1835 nucleotides long. It is a transcript of the gene CEP15, whose product is annotated as centrosomal protein 15. The transcript has 5 exons. The coding region runs from base 214 to 579 and encodes 121 amino acids. The record is from RefSeq and is a predicted model, not a curated record. Lineage: Eukaryota; Metazoa; Chordata; Lepidosauria; Squamata; Eublepharidae.